CGUCACCUAUCUCGUUCCAACAAAUUACAAUUUAUUCUAAAAAGAGUAAUUCCUACUCACAAAAUCGAAUAAUAAUUAACGAAAUAAUAUAAACAUUUACUUAUUUAGUUAUCUAAAUAUUUUAUAAAACAAACAGAUCGCUUUUCGGAAAAUGGCUGCUCUCUUUGUUCAAUCUCGUUUCGCCGGCCUUAAAAUAGAGGAUGAUGAUCAUAACGCCAUCGAGAACCAGAAGUCGAAAAAGAAUAAAUCGAAUCCUCCCAAGAAGUUGGAUUCUGCAAAGAAAACUAAAAGUUCAAACAACAAGCCCCAGCCUUUGUCGAAAAAACGCAAGCAAAAGCCUGUGGAGGCCACAUCUGAACAAUGGGAAAUGUGGAAACAAAAGGAUGGGGAAAUUGUUGAUGGAAAUUUUGAGACUCAGAUGGAAGAGGCAAUACUUUUAUCUAAAUUGGAUUAUGAAGAGAAGAAAGAUGUUUAUAAGCAGCACAAAAAGGAUACAGAGGCAGAAAAGAAGAUAGAAGAACAAUCUCGCACAGGGAACAAGAAACAAAAGAAAAAAAAUGUUAUGAGUUUGGAACAGUUUAAUGAUCUGGUCACUCAUGGUGAAGAGCCAAAUAACAUUAUCAAUGUUACACCUAUAAAGAGUCCUGAGGAAGACCCAAAACAACCUGACAAAGAUACAACGUUUUUUGACAGAAUACAUACAGAAACCCGGAAUGAGCUUUUAAAAGACAAAAUUACAGAGAGAGUUUUAAAUCAGACGGUGCCCGACGAAGUUAUCACAAGGCUACAGUUUGCUGAAACUCUGGAAAAGAAAGAUAAGGAGAUCUCAGCAUUGAAGCAGCAGAUUAUAAGUUUGAAAGAAGAGCUUUUAACAGUAAAGUCAAGAAAUAAGAAGCUUUGUAAUAUUCUUGGACAGGGUGAAAUGAAAGACAAGGCCGAAAUUUUGAUAGAAGUGGAGCGGCUCCGGGGUAUGCAGUCAGAGAUGACGGCGGAGCUGGCCUCCCUGCACACAGACCUAGAGAAGGAACGUUCUAAGAACGCCGACCCGCGCAAUAAAGAUAAGAGACAUGGCACUAGAAAGAAAAGUAUACGUUUCGAUGUUUCGUCCGAGGCGAUCUUGUCAAAAGACUCUAGCUCCGGAACAUCGUAGAUACAAAAUAGCCGUCGAGCGAGAUGUCUUAGAUUCGAAUUAACUUGGAAAUCUAAAAUAAACAAUUGGAAACUUAAGCAACUAGUGUUUAAUUAGUUUUUUUUGUAUAAAAGUAGUUAUUUUCUAAUUUUCAGAAGAAAAAGGCCGCAAAUGCAGAAAGAGACAAGUAAUCAACAUACACUUUGUCUUUAGCUUAGAUGUUUUAUGGUACUACAUAGUAGCUCUCUAAGAAAAGUAUAACUUUAUUUUAAAUGGUCAAUUUUUAUAUUGGAAAAUGACUACAUAUUCAUGAAUGUGUAUUUUUGUGACUAUUAAAAUCAUGAAAAGACUAUUAAUUAUAUGCAAAAUGUUUCAGUAUUGGCACAAUAUAUUAUACAGGAAAACUUAUAGUCACUGUGUUAUUAAAACAAUAUUCUGGGUGUUAUGCAUAUCAGAUCUUCGGCAAUGUCCUACUCUCUACACACCAUUCGCUCUGAUACUGGAGUAUCCUCGGGAGAUGUGGAUUUACAAUGAAUAAUUGUUAAGGACUAUUAAGCUUAAUUUUCAUAAUAUAUCUUGGAAUUCCGUAAAGAAACGCAUGCCUUUAUUCAAUCGUAUUAUGGGUGAAAAUAACAAAGCAUGUGUCUUUUCUUUUAACCUACCAGAUGUAGGUAGCAGUAUGUACUAAAAACAUACAGCUAUUUAAUUCGGUAAAAAAUUAGGCAAUUUAUUCCCUAAGUAACUACGGGAUUUAAUUGUGUGACAAUCUUCUUUUGAGCCUAAAGAAGAAAGUUUAUUUAUAUUUUAUGCUUGCCACUUGCUAGGCAACGCUGUGUUAUUAGACACAAUUUUCCCAGUUUAGUUCGAUAAUUCAUUUGGACAGUGACUUUAAAGUAUUCCUGUAUAAAAUUAAAUAGAGCGUUCAUUGGGCGCCAUUGCUCACAUUAUUUUUCCUUCCGGCAUAGGUCCCGCUUUUUCUUAAUGCCAUUGAUAAAUCGAAAAACGAAUGUAAUAAAUGGACUUUCGUUGAAUUAUCCCCUUAGCUAGAGCCAUACUGAUCCCACGUAUGCAAUAUAUAUAUAUAUACCUGAAUACUUGAUUAAUUAUGAAAACCAAUACAAUAGAAAGUAGAAACACACUUAUCGUAUGCAACGCAAUUUUUUACACACGCAUUUCAAGCAACUUCGACUGGCUAUGCCCAUAUCGAAAUGGGAAGGUGAAGGGAAUGUCGUAUACUAUCCCACGCGUGAGAUCAGUGUUUUUCUAGAACUUACACGCACCACGUCACAACAAUUAGUCCUUUCAAAAAUGUUAACAGUGGUCUCAUGUCAAUUUACUAUGCAUACACGGGGCAAGUUUGCAAACCGAUUCUCCCACGCUGCGUCGCUUAUUACGCUUGCGUACGUGAGACCAGUCUGUCUCUAGCUUGACUUAGUAUUUUUUUACUUUAAGGCGAUCUUGUAUUUUACACUGGGGUUCAUAGUCAAGUUAGCGCUAAUUGUAUAGCGAAAACGAUUUAGACGCUAUCCUGCAAAUAACCUUUAUGCAUUCCAUAAACCAAGGUAGGGUCCUAUUAUAGUCGAGGUCUAGUCAGGACAGCCUCCAAUUCGGUGUGUUUAUGUGACCCCAUGACGCAUUGAUACAAAUCUCUAUUCUAAAUUAGUUAACAAACCCGAGUCCAUUUUUACUCUUAGCAUUUGUGACAUAUAAGUCUCUGGAUUUGUUAAUAAGGUGUUUUUAGUAAUUUAAAUUGUGGUUUCUACACUCGUAUUAUAGUUUCACAUUUACAGCGCCAAAAUAGCGUUAAUCAAUGGUAGACAAUAAGACAGACGACUAUCAAGCGGUAGACCGUAGAGGUUAGUCUGAAUAGACUUUUUGGGGGACGGUUUAUCUUAACUAUGAAUUCCAGUGUUAGGUUUCUCGUAUAUAUUCAAUUUUUCCACCGAACAAAAAUCCGAACUUCAAUAAAAUGUCCUGUUCUUAAGUAGAUUAUAUCUAUCGUCUGGACAAAUUGCAUCAAUAUUAUCCAUUAUUAAAAUAAAGCCAAAUAUAGGCAAUACUGAAUUUCCAGAAAAAAAACAGUACACUACCAUAUUAUGUAUAAUGAGUAGGUGAGGUUAUAGCGAAUCAAUUUGAGACCCAUUCAUGCUUCGCACCCGACGAAGAUUGGAUUCAUCUAUUCAUAUUAUCACUACGAGUCGUCCUGUACGGUACGUUGUCCUGUGGAAAAAAAGCACAUCUACGAGAGGCCUUCAACCAACAGUUGUGUAAUGGAAAUAAUCUCGACAAAUUAUUUAGGUAUAAGAUUUUCCUUGUAAUAAUAAUUGCUGUAACAUUAAAAUCGAAGUUGAAUGUUAAUAUUAAUAACAUUCCUAAAGUUACUUAUAGAAGUUUUAUAUUCGUGGCUGCGAAUUUUGAGAUCUCUGCUAUACUUGCUCUGUGAUUAUAAUAUUUAUUUGUUCAAUAUGUCACAAACUUUUACUUUAAAGAUUUAAUUAAAUCUGAAGUAAUUUAUA
Pararge aegeria (speckled wood butterfly) is the source of this 3645-nucleotide messenger RNA. Its product is annotated as G kinase-anchoring protein 1-like. NCBI's taxonomy places the organism in Eukaryota, Metazoa, Arthropoda, Insecta, Lepidoptera, Nymphalidae. The transcript has 7 exons. Gene Ontology annotation, biological process: signal transduction. Bases 152 to 1150 code for a protein of 332 amino acids. Gene Ontology annotation, cellular component: Golgi apparatus. The record is from RefSeq and is a predicted model, not a curated record.